Messenger RNA from Silurus meridionalis, 5148 nucleotides. RefSeq names its product apoptotic chromatin condensation inducer 1b (gene acin1b). Lineage: Eukaryota; Metazoa; Chordata; Actinopteri; Siluriformes; Siluridae. Gene Ontology annotation, molecular function: RNA binding. The record is from RefSeq and is a predicted model, not a curated record.
AAGUUUGAGCGACCGAGCCAAAGGGGGAAGCAAAAUGGCGGAACUCGAAGAUGUUACGCUAGACGGGAAACCGCUUCAUUCGCUUCGUGUGGCGGAUUUAAAAGCGGCCUUGGAGCAACGAGGGCUGGCCAAAAGUGGGCAGAAAACCGCGCUCAUCAAGCGACUAAAAGGGGCACUCAUGUUGGAGAGCCUGCAGCGAACAUCCACCUCUCACCCCGGCCUGCAGCCCAACUCACAGAUAGGGGAAGAGAUGAGCCAAAACAGUUUUAUUAAACAGUACCUGGCCAAACAACAAGAGCUCCUGCGCCAGAGAAUGGAGAGAGAGGCACGCGAGGCAGCCGAGGCAGAUGAUACAGACAGCCCUGCAGGCCCUGAGGAAGAUGAUCACACAGCUGCCAAUGACAGCACCUCCUACCCACCAGACAAGCAUCACGUUGUGGCAUCUCGGCCCUCUGUGCCAGAGGAUGGCGGAGGUGAUAAGCUGAGUCCACAGGAUCCAGUUGCUCUGGGAGGCCACAGGCUGGACUCCAGUGCUGCCUCGGUUUCACACGAUUCCACUGAUGUCCCCACAGCUAAGAUCUGGCGUCCCUCUUUCUCCCAGGAAGAGGUUGCCACUCCCUCCCCUCCCCGUGCUGUUGCCUCUCUUUCAGUGCGUGUGGUUGGUCAGCCAGAGCGACAGGGUGUACCUUUAAUUGUGCCACGACCACAACAAAGAGAAGGAACUGCCCCUGUAGAAGCAGGCCCUGCCCAUCCGAUGCCCCAACUCAGCCAGUCUGCUCGCACUCAAGAUGACAGUGACGAAGACGACGAUGACGAUGACGAUGACAGCGACGAGGAUGAUGACUGGGGUCCUUCGUCUCGCGGAAGAAAAAACAUCCACACACCACCAGCACAGCGCUCACGGCGCAAGCUUCAGCCUCCUCAGCACAUUCCACCCCAUCAUUCUUCUCUGCAGCUCCGACAGCCUACUCCUCCUCCCUCUCCACCCCCAGAACUCUCCUUCCUGCCAGACACCCCCAAACAAAGUCCCCCAGAGCAGGACGAACCCGAAGCCCCAGAAGGGGCUGCUGUCUCUUCUCCGGGUUUUUUGCAGAGACAGGAAUCCAGUUCCAGUUCCAGAUCCAGUAGCCCUGAGCCUCCAUCCCAACGCAGGCCUGGACCACUCAGUCUGCUGGUGCGCAAGAUGGAAUCAGAGGGGGCUUUUGAUGGUGGACAGAAGAAGGAUGAGGAAGAAGAGGGAGAUGCUGCUGCCACAAUCCGAGAACAGGCUGCCCCUGGGGUGCUUGUGUUCUCUAGGGGAGCAAAUGAUGUUCACACCAGCUGUGAUUCAGAGGUCGGUCCUGAUCAUCAAGAUUCACCCCAAGAGCAGCUGCAUGAGGAGGAGUCUCAACCAGCUAUGCCCUCUAUCUCUGAAAGCAGACUUCAGGAAUCGCUGGGGAUGAAAAAAGACGAGGGGGAACAAGAAGAAUGUCUUCUGGUGGAAGAAGAAGAGAAGCACGAUGACCAGGAGGGCUGUAAUGAGGAGAAAGAUAAGGAGGUUGAUGCUAAGGAAAACGUUAGUGUAUCGUCAUGGAAACGCGAGCGAGAGGCAUCGCCGUCUCUGGAUUCUCCAGACUUCCGUCAUACAUCACCUCCCUCAUCUCCACCUGCACCUACGAAACGAGCACGCAUGUUCUCUGAAGUUCCCCCACCUGAAUGCCUUAUGUCUCCUUCUAAACCAGAGCAGCUGCCAGUCCUUGUGUCGGGACAGCAGCAUGCAGAUGUUGAAAUGGAGACAGAACCCCCUGCUGCACCUCCCAAUUCAUUACCUGAAGAACAGCAUGAUGAGGAGAUGAAGGAGGUGGAAGAAGAGACCCAGAAACCUGCAGAGUCUGAUGAAUCAAGAGAGGACAUUGACAAGCCUUCUUCAUCGCUUCCUCCAUCUCCACCACCAGAAAAAGCGGAGAGAGAAGGAAAGAGUUCUGCAGAGCAAGCAAGGGAGAGUUCUGAGGAGAGAGAGGGAGAUAGCUCUGAGGAGAGACCUAGAGAGAGAUCUCAGGAGAGAAGAGAAAGUUCUGAAGAGAAAGCAAUAGAGGGAGCUGCAGAAAAAGAGGGAGAUAGCUCCGAGGAGAGACCUAGAGAGAGAUCUGAGGAAAGAGAAAUGGAUAGAUCUGCAGAAAGAGCUAGUGAUAGAUGUGUGGAAAGAGAGAGAUCUGAGGAGAGAGAUACAGCUGCAGAAAGAGUGAGAGAGGGGUCUGAGGAGAGAGCUAAAUCUGCAGAACGAGUGAGAGAGAGAUCUGCUGAAAGAGCGAGGGAACGAUCUGAGGAGAGAGAGAGAUCUGCUGAAAGAGCGAGGGAGCGAUCUGAGGAGAGAGAGAGAUCUGCAAAAAGGGCAAGGGACAGAUCUGAGGAGAGAGAUAGAUCUGCAGAUAGAGCGAGGGACAGAUCUGAGGAGAGAGAGAGAUCUGCGGAAAGAGCGAGGGAGAGAUCUGCGGAAAGGGCGAGGGUCAGAUCUGAGGAGAGAGAGAGAUCUGCAGAAAGAGCGAGAGAGAGAUCUGAGGAACGAGCUAGAGAAAGAUCUGAGGGAGCCAGUGAGAUACCUGCUGAGAGAGAAAGGGAGCGAUCUGCAGACAAAGAAAAAAAGAGAUCCUCAGAGAGGAAACGAUCACCUGAACCUCACUCAUCCCCCUCCAGCCAGUCUUCAUCCUCUGACUCGGAUUCAGAAUCCUCUUCCUCCAGUUCUUCAGGCUCCUCUCCACCAGACAAACCCAGCCAUGAUAAGGACGAAGAGAAGAAAGCAAGCAGCUCAGAUGGUAUGACUGAGAAGAAAGAAGAUUCUUUGAGGGAAGUAAAACAGGCCACGGUUGCUGAACCCACAGGUCCCGUCUCUAUGGAGCUCCAGGAACAGCCCGAGUCUGAGAGUGCACUGGCUCAUCCUGCCUCACAGGAGGCGCCUGAGACCAGCGAGUCCCGUCCUGAUGAGAGCACCAUUCCAAAAGUGUUUGCUGCACGCAAGAUUUCACUCACAACUGCUAAACCAGAGGGCGCUACCGUGGAGGCGGAGUCUGGGGGCGUAGCUGGUAGGAAGAGGAGGUGGGGCUCCAGUACAGCAGUCACUGCCAAAAAGCCAUCAAUCAGCAUCACCACCGAAUCACUGAAGUCUUUAAUCCCAGACCUUAAGCCUCUGCAAGAAGCUGUUGUGGACUUGCACCCAGAUGAGGGCCGUUUCUCUGGGGAUGAGGACUCAGGUCAGCAGCCUGAGCGCGACGAGGACCAGGGGAUUCAGAUCAGACGUACUGUAACACAGGUUGUUCCAUCUGAAAGUCAAGAAAAUGGGCAGAAAGAAAAGGAGGAGGAUGAAGACCCGGAUGAUGAGCCGACAGAAGGAGAGAAGGAGAACCCCCCCAAAAAACAGAGGCGGGAGAGCUCAUCAGAGGUUGCCAUGGAAACAUUGGAGGGUGACGCCAAGAAGGUCACCCCUAAUGAUUCGGUGGUGCGGCGCUCCAUCAGUCAGCAGAAAGUGGCGGUGUCCAUCACCAUUGAUGACCCAGUGCGCACAGGACGCCAGCUCUCACCUCCACGCGGCAAAGCAUCCAACAUCAUCCACGUCUGCAAUUUGGUUCGUCCCUUUACUUUAGGCCAGCUGAAGGAGCUGUUGAAUCGGACCGGUACAGUGGUUGAGGACGGCUUCUGGAUCGAUAAGAUCAAAUCUCACUGCUAUGUCACUUACGCCACUACAGAGGAGGCUGUUGCCACACGUGAAGCUCUCCAUGGUGUCAAAUGGCCCUCUAGCAACCCCAAAGUGCUCCGGGUGGACUUCUGUGAACAAAAGGAGCUGGAUUUCCAUAAAGGGCUGCUGACCGGUGAAGACCCACGAGCCGUUGCAGCACCUCCGACUCGGCCUGUAGCCCCACCUCCGCUCCUGCCCCCCACUCGGGAAAAGGAGCGCGAGCGAGAGAAAGACGGGGCGACGACAAAUGUUCGGGACCAGUGGGCCGAGAGAGAGCGAGAGAUGGAGCGAAGAGAAAGGACGCGCUCAGAGAGGGAGUGGGACAGGGACAAAGUACGCGACUUCAACAGAGAUGAACGGGAAGCAGCCAGGAGGUCACGAUCACGUGACCGGGACAGGAGACGCAAAGAGCGAGGAAAGAGCAAAGAGAAAAAGUCUGAGAAAAAAGAAAAACCAGAGGAGCCUCCUGCCAAACUUCUGGAUGAUCUGUUCCGCAAAACCAAAGCAGCUCCAUGUAUAUACUGGCUGCCUCUUACUGAAGAACAGGCGACUCAAAAGAACCUGGAACGAGCAGAGAGGAUGAAGGAGAGGGAGAAGAGAAGGAAGGAGCUGCAAGAGGAGGAGGACAAGAAGCGUGAGGAGGAGAGGAAGGAAAGAGUGCGAGGCAGAGAGCGAGAGGGAGGCAACACGGCAAGCAGCGGAGGAGGCUCGAGCCGUCCGGCCGAAGCGGAGAAGGACAAAGAGAGAGAGAGGGAAAGAGAGAGGGAACGGGAGCGGGAACGAGGUAGAGAGAAGGAGGUAGAGAAAAGGAGAGAUGGCAUCAGAGGCAGAGGCAGCGACUCCAAACCAGUAGGGGGCAGCAGACGCUCACGUAGCCACAGCAACCCCUCCAGGGACAGACGGCGUUGAGUGUGUGUGUGUCGUGUGUGCGUGUAAGAGAGCAAAUGCACGCAUGUGUGUGGUACCUGGAGGAAGAUGAUGCCCCUUGUUUUUGACUGAGGCCCUAUUAUGAAGCAAAAGUUCCACCUCUAUAAAAAAAAAAAAAAAAAAUCUUCCUUUGUUUCAUGCAUAUAAUUUGGUAGCAUCUCACACACAGUCACAUCUGCUGUAUGUCCUUCUACCAGGACUUUCAGGACUUUUUUUUUUAGCUCCAGUUUUGUUGUAGAAAUCUCUUUUUGUGAUUUUUGCAGUUGAUUAUUGUUCCUUUGGUCUUAAACAGAGUUGCAUCAAGGGCUUGUGCAGAUCCAUUUCCUCGUAAUCACACACUCGCACACGCAGACGAGGCUUCACCAUCAGCAGGGUGUUUUCAUUUUUAAUGCAUCACUUUCUUUUUUUUUUUUUUAAGAAGCCCUUGAUAAUUUCUAUUUAUAGAUUCUAAUUGGAGUUCUCUAUGGCUUAUCUCGCCAUGUACUUAUUUUCAAAUUAAAUUGUUUUAUUCA